Notodromas monacha is the source of this 3425-nucleotide messenger RNA. The record is from the annotation of a GenBank genome assembly. Lineage: Eukaryota; Metazoa; Arthropoda; Ostracoda; Podocopida; Cyprididae.
UUUACCAGGCUCUUGUGGGUCGCCGUCUUCGUUGGUCGGUGUGCCGAAAUUGUCAUCACCGUCGAUUGCUCCAGAUCCGCCUCCUGAACGCUUCACCUAUUCUACAGCUGUAAUUGAGGUGUCGACGUUAGUCAUUUUUCUUGAUCUCAUCGGUGAAUGCCGGCGGACGUACCACCAAUGACUAAUGGCUACCCUUUGGGUGGCACCUCCAAUGGCGUGAUGGACGCUCAAGGGGAUGCCGCAAUGCAUGGAGACAGGAUCGAGAAGAAGGAAGGAAAGGAUCGUGAGAAACAUAAGCAUAAGGACAAGAAGAAAGAUAAGCAUCGCGACAAAGAUCGGGAAAAGCACAAGAAGGAUAAGAAGAAGGAUAAGCAUAAAGACAAGGAACGGAGCAAAGACAAGGAGAGAAGCAAGGAUAAGAAGAAGGAUAAGCAUAGAGACAAAGAGAAAUCGAAAGACAAGGACAAGAAAUCCAAAGAAAGCAGAGGGCACGGUGAAAAUGACGUGAAAAAAGAUCGCAAGGACGAAAUCGAUUCCGCCAUCGACACAUCGCACGUGAAGUCCGAGUACGAUUCCGCGGGGUCGCAGAAUGAUUCUGCUGCUGAUUCCGACAGUCAGUACGGCUCACCAACACGUUCAAAGAAAAAGCCGAAGUAUUCCGACGACGAGGAUGACGAAGAUUAUGGUGCCAAGCCGUCUAAAGGGAAGAAGCGUAAAACCGGUGAUGAUGCGGAUGACGUCAAGCCAGCCGCCAAAAAAAUCAAGUCGGAAAAGAAAACGCCCAUUAAAUCUGAACCAGAAUCUCCUGUCAAGAAAGGUCGAAAGAAGAAGAAUGAAGAGGAGGAGCAGCAAGUUUGGAAGUGGUGGGAAGAAGAAAAGAAGGACGAUGGCGUGAAGUGGAAAUAUCUUGAACACAAGGGUCCAGUUUUUGCUCCCCCGUACGAACCCUUGCCACCGAGUGUCAAAUUUUUCUACGAGGGACGCGAAAUGAGGCUGAGUGAAAACGCUGAGGAAGUCGCCACAUUCUAUGCCAAGAUGCUCACUCAUGAGUAUACGACAAAGGAAGCUUUUAAUAAAAACUUUUUCAAGGAUUGGCGAAAAUCCAUGACGGAAAAGGAGCGAGAUACCAUCACGGAUCUGUCGAAAUGCAACUUUCGUCAGAUGAACGAAUAUUUCGUUCAAAAAUCUGAGGAACGCAAAGCUAUGUCCAAGGAGGAAAAGAAGGCGAUAAAAGAAGAUAAUGAAAAAUUAGUGGCUGAAUAUGGCUUUUGCACAAUUGAUGGUCAUAAAGAGAAAAUCGGCAACUUCAGAGUUGAGCCACCGUCGUUGUUCCGAGGGAGAGGCGAGCAUCCGAAGAUGGGAAAAGUCAAGCGGCGGAUAGAACCCGAAGAUGUAAUCAUCAAUUGCUCGAAAGACUCCAUGAUCCCGAAAGCUCCCGAUGGACACAAGUGGAAAGAGGUCCGUCACGAUAACACAGUGACCUGGCUGUGCUCGUGGACUGAGAAUAUUCAAGGACAGAUCAAGUACGUGAUGCUGAACCCGAGCUCGAAAUUGAAAGGAGAAAAAGAUUGGCAGAAGUACGAAACUGCUCGGAAGCUUCACAGAAUAAUUGACAGAAUUCGGGAAGACUACUGGAACGAUAUGAAAUCGAAAGAAAUGCGAAUUCGUCAGCGCGCUGUCGCCAUGUACCUUAUCGAUAAACUUGCGUUGAGAGCUGGUAACGAGAAGGAAGAAGGUGAAACGGCAGAUACAGUGGGUUGCUGCUCUCUCCGGUACGAGCACGUGAAGCUCCACGAGCACAAAGGCGGCAAGGAUCACGUCAUCGCCUUCGACUUCCUCGGGAAGGAUUCCAUUCGUUAUCAGAACGAAGUCUCCGUUGAAAAGCGGGUGUUCAAAAAUCUGAUGCUUUUCAUGGAGAACAAGAACGACGGCGAUGACCUCUUCGACCGGCUCAACACAUCAAUUUUGAACAAGCAUUUGCAGUCAAUAAUGGACGGAUUGACGGCGAAGGUCUUCCGUACGUACAACGCAUCUCGCACUUUGCAAGAGCAACUUGACAAGUUGACGGAUCCGGAUGACACCCCCGCUGGAAUCUUGUUGUCGUAUAAUCGUGCUAACCGCGCAGUUGCAAUCCUUUGUAACCAUCAACGGGCGGUACCGAAGUCGCACGCCAAAUCCAUGGAAAAUCUGCAGAACAAGAUCAGUGCCAAAGAAGAAGCUAUUGCGGAAGCAGAAAGGGAGCUGAAAGCCGCCAAGAGAGACGCCAAAGACUCCAGAUCGCAGAAGGAUAAGAUUGUCUUGGACAAGAAGUCUAAGGCUUUGGAACGACUGAAGGAGCAGUUGCAGAAGCUCCAGGUUCAGGCCACGGACAAGGAGGAGAACAAGGAAAUUGCUCUCGGAACGUCCAAGCUGAACUACCUGGAUCCUAGAAUCAGUGUGGCCUGGUGCAAGAAGUACAACGUGCCGUUGGAGAAAGUAUACAGCAAAACACAUCGACAAAAGUUCCGAUGGGCCAUCGACAUGGCGGGUCCUGAUUUCGUGUUUUAACGCCUGCAAUGAUGUGAGGGAAGGGUGAGCCACGGGAAAAAACGCGUGUCGCCCAACCGGUGGGCUGUAAGCAGGGAAACUUUCCCACUCUUCCCGGCCCCUCACGAGUUUCCUCUUCGUUGCCAUUUUUAGCGGUGGCAGUUUGCUGAUUUCCAUCCUUGAGUUUUUUUUGUUUUGUUUUUUCCGUCGCGCCGAUAGGAACGGAAUCGUUCACGAACGGGAAAGAUUUCUAGCUGCAGCUACCGUGAUUUCGCGCGUAUGUUUUGUUAUUCCUUUUCUCUUUUUUUUUUUCGUUCCACGUGUAUUUUGUGUGAAUGGUUUCGCGUAUUCAGUUUUUUUUAGGUAUAGGUCAUCUCGUUUGGAACCCGUGCACUCUUGUAAUAAAGAUUUAACUCGGUGUGUGGGAGUUUGUGAGAAUGCCAUUCCGAUUAAUUUAAUCCGUGAAGAGCGCGCGGUUUUCCCGAACCUUCUUGUAAAAUUUGACCUCAGAUAUGUGAUAUAUUUUGUUCAUCUGUACGUCUCGAAUUUUAAGUUGAGUUCCUCGGCUCCCGUUGGAUGUCCGUGGGACGCAAGUCGGACGAAAUUUUUGAUUCUGUGGAAAUAGCGACGGAAAGAGUUGGUUUAUUUUGAUUUGUUCCUUUCGAUUCGACGGAUAAACUUGAUUGAUCAGAGGUCGCGGCCGAAAGACGCCGGAAGUUCAAGUGAAAUGCUAUCGUAGUGGUGUAUUUAUGGCGUAAGAAUGGCUCCUUGUCGGUUUGUACCGUUUAGUGAAUAGGUUUUCUUGGACGUUUUGUUCCGAAGUUCUUCGAGAAAAAGGUGUGGAUGGAUGGUUGUAUCGUGGCUGAGCGGAUUUAAAUAAAGAGAGAUGAUCUGCGAGA